AACACAGGACAAAUGUUGCUCACAGCCACGCAGGCGCUUAACAUUUGUUCGCUGCCUUGGUCACGCUCAGGGAUCCCCGCCGUCCUUUUCCAUAGCCACGCUUUCUCCUAGCCUUGGGUCAUGACAGGAGCAUUGCGGACGAGCGCUUUCCUACUUUUGGCAUUGUUGGCGGUGGGCACGGGUGCUCUGUCCACGAAACAUAGACCUCUCGGAAGGAACUUCGUCAAGAGAAGCGAAAUACAACUGGACGCAGCAAUUGUGGAUCGCAAUGGGACCGAAUUGCCGCCUCUCAACACGACAUACUACUUUGAUCAGUUGAUCGACCACACCAAUCCCAGCCUUGGGACGUUCAAACAGCGAUAUUGGCACACAUGGGAGUUCUAUGAAACUGGCGGGCCAAUUAUUCUGACCACACCCGGAGAAGGGAACGCAGAGGGCUACGAAAGCUCUCUGGUGAAUUCCACGAUCAAUGGGAUGAUCGCCCAGGAAUUGAAUGGAUCAACAAUCGUUCUGGAGCACCGAUUCUAUGGCUAUUCGAACCCAUAUGAUAACCUUUCCGUCGAGAGCCUGCAGUAUCACACGAUCCAGCAAGCGAUUGACGACUUCGAGUACUUCGCAUACAAUGUGAAACUGCCGAUGCCUGGUGGCGACCAUGUUACACCGGACGAGGCACCGUGGAUUCUCAUUGGGGGGAGUUAUGCCGGCGCGUUAACCAGCUUCACCAAAGUCAAUAAACCUGACCUGUUCUACGCUGCAUGGUCCUCAUCGGGGUCGUGGAGAGAUCUUAGUAACUACUGGGGCUACUUCGAUAUCAUUCGACAGCAUAUGCCACAAAACUGCUCCGCUGACGUACAGGCGGUAAUCGGGCAUAUCGAUUCUGUAUUCACAUCUGGGAACGACACUGCCAUCAACGAGAUCAAGGGUCUUUUCGACAUGAAUCUUACACACCUCGAUGACUUUGCGAGUGCAUUGCAAAACCCACUCUCCGAGUGGCAAGGUCUCCAACCCUCGUCUAACCUGUCGGACUCUCUAUUCUUCCCCUUUUGUGACGCGUUGGAAGUCAAGGACAAUCAGACUGCACCGUCGAGGGAUGGGGUCUUGAGAAUGCAUUGGCGCAUGGGUGGGAUUUGGAAAGAGACAUACUAUCCUUACUAUUGCAGUGAUCAAGACGCUGAGUCAAACGUGUUUGGGGACAUACAAUGCAAGCGACCCGUAUACACUGGUCUUACUGUCAACAACGCGGAUCGAUCAUGGUACUGGAUCUUGCAACCAAAUGGGCUUCUAUCAAACGCAGCGCCUGAUGGCGAGCCGACUCUUGUUUCUCGUUUGAUCCAGCCAAGUUACGGGAGCGCCAAUGCAUGCUAUGUUCCCGGAGGCGUUCAGCUCUCCACCAACGCCAAGGUGAACGAGACGAAUGCGGCGUAUCAAGGAUGGUUCGUCAAGGCUGAUCGCCUGUUCUUCGCGAAUGGAGAGAAGGACCCAUGGCGCGACGCGACUAUCUCCGCUGACGGGACGAACUUCCAGAGCACUAGCACGCGGCCUAUCGCCAUCGGUGAUGGCUACCAUUGCUCGGAUUUGGACGCCGCGAAUGGAGAAGUCGAUUCGACAAUCGCCGCUGUUCAAGCUCAGGGCUUAGCUGCGAUGAAGAGCUGGCUGGAGACAUGGGAGCCCCCAACCCGUCGAUAAGUCCUACGAGACGUACUCCCUUGUAGCACCGGUGAUCACUAUUUUGGACUUGAUAUUUGCGAUGGUGAAAGGGCGUUCGUUCGUUCAUCGAGACGUCUUCUUACGGUCUCUCUUUGAGUAUUACGGUAGAACAUUAUAUAAUAGAUCAUUAUAUGCAACUUAUACGGUACAGUAGCUAGGACCGUGACGUGACGUGUAUCGAUCAAUUGUUACGCGUCACGCAUCACGAAUCGAGGGCCAGUAUCCGCAUUUGAAGUCCA
This is a messenger RNA of Fomitopsis serialis, 1946 nucleotides long. Its product is annotated as peptidase S28. The transcript has 12 exons. The record is from RefSeq and is a predicted model, not a curated record. Gene Ontology annotation, molecular function: dipeptidyl-peptidase activity; serine-type exopeptidase activity. Gene Ontology annotation, biological process: proteolysis. Bases 121 to 1686 code for a protein of 521 amino acids. Lineage: Eukaryota; Fungi; Basidiomycota; Agaricomycetes; Polyporales; Fomitopsidaceae.